[Candida] anglica is the source of this 875-nucleotide messenger RNA. NCBI's taxonomy places the organism in Eukaryota, Fungi, Ascomycota, Pichiomycetes, Serinales, Debaryomycetaceae. The record is from the annotation of a GenBank genome assembly.
AUAAACUAAAGGGAUAGCUUUACUUAUUCACCACCACUUGAAUACUAUUAUUUUUCUCAUACGCCAACAAACAUAGAGACGUACAAAGAUCAUUUGUACCAGCUACACCGAAACGAACACAAAACUAGUUUCCCAAAAAAAAAACCGCUCAGAUUUUCCAGUUAGUCAUAUUUUGAGGAUCGGAAUAUUAAGGACGGAAUUUUUCAAAAACUCCAUGAAAUAAAAAAAUACCUGUCAAUUACAUCUACUUCAUUUUUCCUUCAGAAACUUAUUCCUGAAACUCAUAAUCAUACAUAAUGUCAGUGUCCGUAUCCCCGACUUUAAAGGUGACGCCCACGUCAAAACUCAUCACAGUAGCUGCCGGAUGUUUCUGGGGAGUAGAAAGGGUGUUUCAAAGAAAUUUCAAAAACAAGGGAAUUGUUGAUCUCAAAUGUGGUUAUGCCAAUGGGAUCCCAACCUUGGGUAACGUGAACUACGAGAUGGUUUGCACUGGUUCUACAGCAUUUAUUGAAGGAGUACAGAUUUCGUAUGAGCCUUCAGAAGUUUCAGUGCUGGAACUUUUAGACUAUUUUUUCCGUAUCCACGAUCCAACCACGCUUGAUGCCCAAGGACCUGAUGUGGGACAACAAUAUAGAUCUGCGAUCAUGACCCACACAGACGAUCAACAUGACGAGGCUUGGAAGUCAAAGGAAGAUGCCCAACGGGAUUGGUAUCCAAACCAUAAGAUUGUGACGAUCAUCGAGCCAAUCAAGAUUUGGUAUGAUGCUGAGUUAUAUCACCAACAAUAUUUGGAUAAGAAUCCUGGUGGAUAUGAAUGUCCAACCCAUUUUUUGAGAAAGACUCCAAAAAUAUGAUAGAGGGUUUUAAAAUAGGAG